This is a messenger RNA of Xyrichtys novacula (pearly razorfish), 20105 nucleotides long. Lineage: Eukaryota; Metazoa; Chordata; Actinopteri; Labriformes; Labridae. The record is from the annotation of a GenBank genome assembly.
UCUCCGCUCACUUCUUUCAUCAAGCACUACUUCUCUGGCUGCGCACGUGGAGAAACUACAACUAUUGCAGCUGCCGAUACUCGCGCGCCCUGCUCCGCUUAAUGACACUUUUGUCCCGUUGUGUCGCGAGCCCAAUGCUGCCAGCAGCCGCAGGUUUCCGUCGUUUUUGCAGAGUCCUCGAGCGGAAGAAGAAACAUUUUGUAGACCCAAAGACUCACAGAGAAUGACUCCCGCAUAACUCCGGGGACUGCUGUUAUCUACCCCCCUCCUUCAUCUCUCUUUUUCCCCUGUCCCGCGCUCUCCAAGUUGAGUCACUGCAAAGAAGUAUGGUAGAUAAAGGCCCCUUGUUGACUUCUGCCAUCAUUUUUUACCUGUCCAUUGGGGCAGCAAUUUUUCAAGUCUUGGAGGAGCCCAAUUGGAAGAAGGCUGCACAGCAGUACAAUGACAAGAAGAAUAAAAUACUUGAGGACUAUCCCUGUCUGAGGAAAGAUGAUUUGGACAGAAUAUUAGAGGUAUGGACACGUUUUCAAACUCACUGAACUUUUGAUCCUUCUCUAAACUUCUGCAGACUUCUCUGAGUGCACAUGGGUUCACAGGGAUUCAGUGCUCAAACUUGGUAGCCGACUGCUGCACUUUUCUUUCACUUAUUUGUCAGAGGCUGUGACACAUGGAGCUUAAUGAGCCUCAGCUGCUUUGGAAACUUUCACUAAACACUCACAAGACCUCUGAGGAAUGAAAGUUGUCAAUCCACGGCUCAAGUCUGUGGGUCAACACACCCAAAUUUAGUCUGCCUGAGGCCUCAAGCGUUGCAAUUUCACCAGCAACCUGUCAAACAGGCAGUUAUCUCCAAAUUCUCUCAAAUGUUGUAAAUUCCUUUUAAAGGCGUGCAGAUGUUAUCUGGUUUUAUCUUUGGUGAGGUCAUAGCGUCCAUGACUAAUGAUGUUAAUGAUUUUAUUUGCAGCUACAGUAAGUGUCAUAUCAUCAAAGUCACAGACUGACUGUCUGUCUGUCUGGUAUAAUCAUUAUGAUACUGAGAGUAGGAGGCCUAUCUUCAACCUAAGCCCUUACAUCUGCAGUACAUGGUGUUCCAUUGACUGUUUCUUGCGCAGAAAAAAGUCACGCUCCUGCAGUAAAUCCGGUGUUAUUCGCCUGCAGUUUUACCAGCAGCCAUGAAGGAUCACUUAGUAAGUCAACACUUGUGUGAUUUAACAGGUGUUUUCCUCCCGAGGAGGUGUUUGUUCACUGCCCUGAAACACAGCGGCUUCCUGACCUUGAUUUCUGAAUGUUUGAGACUGAAGAGACGGCUCUAUCUUUAUAUGUCAGGGGCAAAUUUUUUACCAAGAAUAAGAGUGCAGAAAAAAAGGAUUUGUGUGUGCAAAGCAUGAAACUCUGCUAUUUCUAUGAAGAAAUUGAUUUUUUUCCCUUUUGCACUUGCAGAUAUGAGUAGAAACAUGUCCCAACCUGUCCCCCUUAUGGGGCCCACAUCAGUAUUAGGGAGAUCUAUUAUAUCCCCUGACCCCCCUUCAGCUUCCUUCUGCUUUUUGUGUUUGGGGGGACUGAAAGGGAUAUGCCCCUGAACCUCCCCCCAUUCAUGGCAUCUGCAUAACGGUCAAAUCCCCGCUGUGGCCUAAUUUCCAUGAGGAGGUUUGAAGGAAUAUUGUUGCUGAGGGAUUUUGGAGCUCUCUCUUGUUGCAGCUGCGGUGACGUUUUGAUCUUUGGUUGAACUCUUGAGUUGAAUCCACUGAGCUGAAACUGAAACAUUUCCUGCUCCUGUGCGCUCUCUGAAGGACACAGACCAUCAUAAUGCCAUUUAUGGACUCUCAAGGCGCUUUGGAAAGAUAAUUAAAACCACAACUUAAACCCUUUUCCUGAUUAUCAUAUCAGUUUUGCUUUUUGACGCACGCAUUCCUGAGUCUUUCCACCAUGUUAAGCAGUAGUUUUCCUCAGUUGUGACACCUGUUGCAAAGACUCCAGAGUCAGUUUUAUAACCUGGAUGAACAGAAUAUCGCCUUUGUUAGCCUCAAGUGUCAGGAGCAGAUUUCGAUGAGGUUUCCAUCGUGGAAACUUUUCUCAGCUUGUUAACAGUUAAAAUGUAAAGGCAGGCCUCACACAAGAAGGCGACUGUCUCGUAAAAGUUAAUGCUCCCUGUUUCGUUAACAAGAAGUUUACUAUUAACUAUUGGAGCCUUGAAGUGGUCACAGUUUACAGAAUGGAUUUUAUGGUCCAUCAACGCUUGCUCUUGAGAAGCUGUCAUAAACACUCAAUGAGGAGAGGUGGCUGUGUGCACAUUAUUUCUGCUGCAAAUAAGAAUUCGUCACUUGUAAAUUUUCAGCAACGCGUGCACUGUGUUUGAGCGUUGCCAGUGAGAAGAGGGAGAAUGCAUGAUGAAAUAUGCAGCACUGCGCAUACUUCUCUAAACAAGACUUUACUCUGCAAACACGGAAAAUAUGAAUUAGCAGAAGCCAAAGUAGAUUUCGCAUGUUUGCUUAACCAAAAGUCCCAAAAAGUGUAUAAAGGAUUGUGAAAUUUUCUUGUCAUUCGUACAAAAACAGAUGCACAGGAAUACCCCCUUAUAUCAGUGGUGGGUGUGGUGCAUUUGCACAGAAUAAACGAUCCAUGUAUCUUACCCACAUUUUCAGACAUUUCUGAUUGUCUGAGUUGCUGCACAACAUGUGCCUCAUCCCUGGAGGCACUGGAGGACUCACUCUCUGUAGCAUGCAGCCUGCUGGGAAUUCAUUAAAAGGAGACCACAUUUUUGACCUGAAAAGGGACAAUUUGGGCUGGAUUAUCAGAGGACCUCUGAAUGCCCCAAAAUACUGCAGGUGGUAUUUUCUCUUCAAGCUACAGUCAAGGCUGAGUGGCAAAGAGAUCCCCCUGAUAUUAUCAAACCUGUGCAAAUAAGGCUGAUCCUAUGUUCCCAUUCAAACUUCAACAAAAGCUGAGCAAUAAAACCUUUUAGGUUUGCUGCUUUCUUGCUCAGUAAGUUUGAGUCUUAAUCUUGAAAACUCAACAGUAAAUAGUCUUAGCAGCAAUAGACCAGCAAGGAAAUGAGUCAUCAGAUAACCAAAUUGCUGCUGAUUCUUUCCCCUUUACUGCACUUCUCAUUGCAACUGGAACUAUGAAGAGAAAACAAAUUCAGAUCAAAAUUUAAAUGACAAAAAACAAAAACACUUAUUAAAUCCUUAUCCAUCUUCUGCAAAAAAAAAAAAAACAGGUAUAAAUAUAUGUCCAGUAGGCAUGCAACAAUUUUUUACCACAAUAUUGAGGCUAAAUGAGGCUACAGUGCAAAUAAACUUGUAAAUAAAGGGACGAGGGUGUAGACGAAGCAAAACUGGAAAAAAAAACAAAAAACUGGAUCUGUUGGUUUCAAAAUUUUUUUAGUGUCACUAAAUUUUAAAUAUGCUAAGCUAAAAUACUGUGACGGUAGGAACUAUUCAAACUGUGGUGUUGCUUGAACAAAACCAUAAAAUGAAGCUGCAGAGUUACAGUUAAACACUUGCGUCACAUCAGCUCAGCAGAGUCUCUGCAUUCAGUUAGUAUGCACACAAAUGAAGUAUAAUCCAUCAUGUUAUGAGUCAUUUUAUAUCAUAUUAUAAAGUAGGAAUGUGUAUAGAAAUAUAGUUUUGCUUUUGGAGUUAAAGCUCCUGUGAGUAGUUUUUUCUUGUUUUUGAAAUAUACUCAAACUCACAUGGAUGCCUUUUUAGAAUACUUUUUUAGAAUAGCUAAAGGCAAACAAAACUGGGCGCAACAACUUGUAAAUGUCUUUUCUGCUGUUUUAACACCUUAAAUAAAGGGGGGCGCCAAAGUUAACAUAAACUGAAAAUUCCUCACAGGAGCUUAAAAGUUAACAGCCUUUGUUGGCCCUGUAAAAUUUGUCCACUAUGCCUGAGAAAAACCAUGACCAGUGCAUGUUAUAACAAACCUGUGUUUUAAACUUUAAGCUUACUAUAUUGUUCUUGAGUGGAUUGUCAAUGUCAGGAGUUGAGGUCCUUUCACACCGGGACCUUUUUGUUCAUGUGAUUAUUUCGGACAUAUUUUUUUUUGAACCCACAUCCUGUCAAUACAGGCGUUUACAUCAGCAAUAUUUUCCCGUCCUGCGAUAUUACGGCAUUUAUUUUUUCGGUUUACGGUCGAUUUAUCUAAGUUUCGCAUAUUGUGUGUCCACUUCUGACCAAUCGGAUUGCGUGUUGUUGCGACGUCUGAUUCACCGGUAUAUCCAACAUGGCCGAUCGGCUGAUUGUUUACGUGUCGGAGAACAGAGUGCUUUUUGAUAAAAGACACAAAUAUUACAAAGAUAACGACCUGAAGGACAACUUGUGGAGAGUCAUAGCGUCGGAUUUCUCAUAUGACGAAUUGUGUGCUUUAACAGUUUGUUAAACAUCUUUGUUUUAACUUUCAUCUGUGCUAAGUAACUUUAGCUCAUAAGCUAACCUGUUUAGGUACAACAUACCAUAUGUAUUUUCACUGUCCCAAAUUCAAUCACAGCGUUGCUGUCACAGCACCAUUAGGUCUCGGUUGUUACCUUACGUUUAUGGAUUAUAGUUUAAUGUGCUUAUGUGGUACUGGCCCCAACUCAGUACAUGCUAUCAUGAUAGACAGACAUCUCAACACUAGUGUCUAAUCAGAACUGAAAAACAGUCAGUCUGCUGUUGUGUCACUCUUCUCGCUUCCACCUGGGACGCGUCUUUCCCCCCUCCGGAAAGUUGCAGAAUCGCAUUGGGCUUGAUGUGUAUAGCCGGGCGCGUCAAAAUUCGCCUCCGAAUAUUUUGUAAUUUCGCGUCGUAUAUUUGCGUCGGUCCCGGUAUGUAGGGACCUUUAGUCAGAAUAAGUCUAGCAGAAUAACUUCAGAAAAAAAAUGUGCCUUCCUGGGAUUUGAACUUGUUGCCUGUGAAAUCGAGGUUAUCUGAUUUUCUUGAUACUCCUGCUGCACAUGACUUCAGGAUCACGUUUGUGUGGUCUAAUGAGACACUUACAAACACUGCUGGACACACACUGCUGUCACAUGCAUAAAGUGAAACAUGGCCUCAGGUUAGAAUAAAAAAGCCCGGCUGAAUGAAGUGGUACUCUGUUUUCAGGAAUAGCUAACUGCGUCAUGUGCCCUGGGUUCUAUCUGGGGGAUGUUGACUCCCAAGCUGACGUGUCUGUGCCAGUAUUAACAAAAAGAUAUGAUUACACUGACUGAACCCGUGGAGGGCACUAAUGUAGUUUAAAGUCAAUUGAUUAGCAGAGACUAAUUUAUUAGACUGACCCAGACGGCUCGUUCCCGUGGGAAAAAGGCAUCUUAUCAAUUUCAGUUGAUCUGCAUCGUUCUGGAGGUUUAAUUACAACAAACCUGAACUGAGUCUCCUGCUCCAAAAGUAUCAGUGCUAUUUCCAGAACGAAGACCCUUUUUUAAGUUAGUUUUUUUCAGGACAUGAAUGUUAAAAAGAUACAAAAGCUGCAACAAGCUGUAAGAACUGAAGCUGACUUUCUUGAAGGGCAAAUACAUCAACUGGAAGUGCGGCUGUUUUGGUGAGGGUAUUCCCUGGUGGCGGUGCUUCAUGGUGGCUCAGUUCUACAGGAUGAGGGAUCCUGCACAGGUCUGUUUUUCUGCCAACAGUGAAUAAUCAGUGUUCCUGUUUCGGACUAUUUCUCCCAUCAUUUCGUUAUGUCUGACUGCAGAAACACCGAGGUGUGGAGUGUGUUUGGGUCCUGAGAGACCCGGCUUUAAAAACUGACUUCGUAAGAGCCCCGUCACUAGCUGCUGUUAUCCUGACCCUGCUUACCUGAGAAUGAGAGAGGAUCCUGGCCAUGAAACAGCUUCCACUUUGACCGAGAGCGGCUUGGUUCAACAUGAAACAAAGUUUGAGAGCAUGAAGACGUUGUCACAGGUGAAGAGAGGAGAGCAGGGACAGGAGCAGGAGUGUGUGUCUGAAAAGCCAAGGGACAAAGGCUGUAGCGACCAAGGGCGUGCAUGAGCACCAAUGCAUGUUACCAUGAUUCAUUAUUUUGAAUCAUUAGACAUAAACCUAAGUCAGUGUUCUGAAAGCUUGAAAAGACUAGGUUAUUUGUUCGAUCUGCAGCCUGUGAUGAAAUAUAAGCAGAAAAGAACUCAAAUCCAUAAAUUUUUCAUAUGCCACAUUGUAAAUAUAUUUCACCACAAGUCAGAUCAGGAGUAUGAAGCCAAAAGCUCUUAAAGUGAAGUGAAGGAAUGAUGCAUGUACUCUUUCAGUAGUUCUCCAUGUCUGUCGCUCUUGGUCCAAAGUUUUAACUGACCACUGGCACCAGCAUGAGCUGCUGGUAGGGCAGCAGCUUCAAUUUGACAUGAAUUUGGUGCAUGUCCUUGUUUCAGCAAUAUUUUUACACACAUAUUUGGACAUCUAGGUUAGCUGGAUCUACUUUUGAAUUCAGCUGAAAUCUGAAAUAUACCCACAGAAGCAAAGUUUCAUUCGGUUUCCGUUCAGUCCCCAUGUUUCAGCCUGAACAUGAAGACUGGGGUACAAAUAUCAGAGUCAAUUUAAAGCUAAAGUUGAAUGAAGAUGGAGGAGCUUCAUAACAGUGUUACCCAGACCCAUUGUUCAGUUUGACCAUGUGGUACACAGGUGUUGCCUCGUUCGCGAGGUUUACUUGUGCUCUUGAGGGCUUUUGACUCAAAUUAAUCACUUUGUCUUAUAUUGGGAUGUAAUGUCUACAUGCACAUAAAACACAAUCAAAACUGGGAUAAUCAAGUCCUUGUAAGUGUGUUCAAUAAACCCUUAAAGGUUUAACAGCCCAACAAAGACAAAGGCAGGAUAAUAUAGUCAUUUACCAACUGUAGUGUUAAUAAAAUCAGCCUUUCAACCACCUAAUUGAGAGCAGCCGCUCACAAACCUGUUAAUAAAGUAGUGCACUCUGUGUUACAGAUGCGAGACACCCAAAUACUUGCAUUGUCUGGAAGUUGAACAGCUCACUCCUUUUUUUUGUUGUGUCACCACAAAGUCCUGAAAAUCAGCUGUGUAACUGUGUAAGGGAACAAGUUUUCUUGCAUCUUUCUUUUUGAAGUUGACUUCUGAGGGAGGGAUGGUUCUUCUUUUUUCUUCUUUUCUUUUGAGUUUUAAAAAGGGUCUUUAAACCUUCCUUUUAUAAGAAUCUAUUAAUUUGUAAUCGUCUCUUGUUUUACUCUUGCUCUGUGUCAUUUUACUGCUUUUAAUUCCCUUUAUUGCUUGUGAAGCACUUUAAAAAAAUUUCUAAUGUAAAAUGUGUUGCAAACAAAAUUUAUUAUCAUUAUUAUUCUGAUUAUUUUAGUUCCUUAAUUAAGGAUAGGGAAUGUGGUUUUUUUUUUUGUGUUUUUUUUUUGUAUGUUUGUUUUUUUUUCCAGUGGCUUGUUUCUCAAGCUUGUUUUGCAGCUGACUUGAUCAGAAAUCAAUUCAUGACGAUGUGAAAGAGCUCGAGUAACUUCAUGCAGCUGUUGCCUUGUUGUGCUCACAUGCUGGAAGUGGAAAAAUACCCACAAACUGGACCAGUUUGCUGGACCAUCAGCUGUACUGAUAACAGUUGGAGUUUGUCUUGGUGGUUGUUACUGUUCUUUGGUUAUCAGCGUGUGGCGGGGGCAGAUUGCUGUGUCUGCGGUUUGGAAACUGUUUCAGGUCUAACAAAGUUUAGGAAUCAUUUACUUUGACAUACUUAAGCUUGAUUCAGUCAUGGGACUGCUCUGGAAGGUGCUCUGCUUUCAUGAAGGAUGUUGAACUUGCACUGCAGGCAGCUGAUCAGCUGACUUUGAUGCGGUGCAACAAAUCCAGAAAUAUCUUUACUCCAUGCGUAAAUACUCAGAAAUCUGGUUGUAUUGACUGAAAUUUGCAGCAACAUACUUUAAGUUUUAGAUACAAUUGUAUUUUUAAGGCACUGAUAAUAUUCAAAUCAUAUUCUUGCUGUAGUUGCAUCAACUUGAUUUAGCUGUUUGUUUGUUUGUUUUGUCUUUUCAUUGUCACCACAUUCCCAGUAAGAGCACUUGUUUUAACAUUUCUAAGUUUUGUGGUCCAAAUGGCAGAAUAUUUCCAUAUUUGAAGGGACUGUGAAGAGUUUUAAUUUUUAGAAGUAGUUUUCUUUUUUUCCCUUAAUCUCAGACAAAAUAUUUCUAAGAAACUGAAAACAUAAUAAACAUCAUUCAACUAGUUUUAUUAUUUGUUAAUUCUCUUCCUGGACAAAAUCAGAGCUGUUUUCCUGGGAUAACUACAUUUACCAUGAGCACCACCCACUUUUGCUAAAGUGUGCGUUUGAGGAGGAAGUAAAAAAAGUGAAACAGAUCUUCGUUGGAAACUUCUUCUCUGUGUUCAGGACAAACUUUAGUGGGAUGCAGAGUGAGGAGGUCAUGUGUUGAUUUUCAGAAAUUCAAACUUGACUGUAACACAGCCAUGACUAAACUGAGUAAACUCUGAUUUAUGACCGUUUGAGUUUAAAAAGAUGACCAGUUCAUUGUGCUCCCUCCUGUUUUCUGAUAAAUGGUCCAGUAAUGUCAACAUGCACAUGAUUCGACUCUUCACUCCUCUAAGAGCAGCGAGGCUUCACACAUAGACGACCCUGUUAACUGGUACUUUCAGCCAAAUAGGUCUUUAGUUGUCAUAACAACAGCUGCAUGUCUUUUGUUUGAUAAAUAUAAGAUAAAUAUUUGAUGAGUAUUUUUUUUUUGCAGUGUAAUAAAACAUAAGUGAACUGGGGCAUGUUUGCAGGGACUCUUCCCAUGUUUGAGACAUCAACAUGCUCUAAAUAACAGGGUCAAUAAGUUUUACAGCUCCUUAAGGGACAUGGAGAGAAAACUAAUGUAGGGUUCAUCCCGGCAAACUUUUGUUAGAGCUCACGAAACUUUUGCAAGAUCCUGAGGUGCCCAUGAUCUGUGUCUAAAACUAAACUUCUGCAAGCUCCUGAGUGCUUUUGCAAGAUCCUAUAAAAGCAUUUGAUACUUGAUUCAAGAGCAUUUGUCUUUAUCAUGAUCUAGUGUCAGCCAGGAGUACGAACCAUGAUGUGGAAAUGAUCUGAAGAGAAAAAGUAGAUGUCAUGUGCAUAACACUGUCAGUUCUUUUUUUUCUGUAAAGGUUUAAUUCAGGAUAAUUUUAAAUAAAAAAUCUCCCUCUUAGUAACAAACUCAAGCAGCAGACUUUUAAAAACUCCUCAUUGUGCCUUUAUGAAGCUGAUAAUGAAAGCUGAAGAUGAAGCUUUAAUCUACUCAGUCAAUAAACUUUUCAUUUCAGCUCUCAGGAAGUGUUGCUCAACUCAGGCAGCCCAAGUUUCCACUAAAGUCUAUCUUGUAAUUUCAACAGCAAUAAGAAGGAAACACCCAAAUAGAUUUAUUGCUAUAUAAAAUGUCAAGCUGUGACUUUGCACUUGUAGUGUUGUCUUCUCAAUAAAGACCACUUGAAACAACAUUUAGAGAGAUUGAUAAAUGCUGAAAAGGCUGGGUUGUUUUCUGCUUUAAAGUGUUUUUCCCUUUAACAUUUACAAAAAUAAAACUGGUUUGGAGAAGCAUCUUAAACUCACAACAGCAAAGUGUUUUUCUUUUCUGUGCCACCCUGUUCAUGAACAUUUCUAUUCAAUUCGGUGUCGUCUUCUCUGCUGUUGGGCUUGAGCUUUGGACUUAAGAGAAUCCAGUUGAUUAACUUCUUCCUGAGCCAGGGCUCCUGCUUGUCUGCCUUGUUCUCAGGGUCAUUAGUGACCUGAAGUGACCAUUAGUUGACCAGUGGCUGACCCUUUAACCUCCUGAGGACCCUGUAAACGACAAAAGCUUUUCAGCUCCAUAAUGAGCAUCCUUUCACUCUGUAAAGACCAGUAAGACAGAAAAUCACAUGAAGACAUGAUAUUUAAAGAUUUGCAUCAAGAGUUCAGUUGUCCUCAUCUUGUGUUGUGGUGACACUCAAUGAGGGCAAGGCGCUCUCUCCCAUGAUGCAUCUUGCACUCUGCCCUCAUUGUAUUCCUGUGCAUCAGCGUUUUGCAUGUCCCAAACUUCAGCACUUUUUAUCUGGCAGACAGAGCAAACAUGUGCAAAUCACCCUCAUCAGGUGCAGAGCCGAGCAUGCACUCAGACCACAGACAAGAUGCACAAACCAAACAUAUUCACUUUUUCCACACAGCAAAGAAACCUCAUGGUCCCCCAAAGCUACCACAACGGCACUGGAGUGAGGUAAUAUUUCAUAAGAGUCAAAUCUCAGAAUGACUAAAGCAAAGCAGCGUGCUCUUUAAGUGUAAACCCACUUUGUUGUAUAAAACUAGUGCAGAUGUUUUCCUGUAAACAGCUUAUCACUUUCCAUCAGGACAAACCACCACGCUGGAAACUUGACUGUACAUGUGACACCUGUUGCCCUUUCUCUGUAGGAAGGUUUGAUGGCUGAACACACGUGGUUCUUAUCAAAUAACUCAAGUAACCUGCGUUUAGUUUGCUACUGUCUGCAGUGAAGCCUCACAGUUUCACUUCUGUUUUUACAUAAACACGUCAGUGUUAGAAAACACAAAGGCUUCCUGUUAGAUCUUCUUAGUCUUUAAGAAAUGAGCUGGCUCGUUGUCAGGUUUUUGUCAAGAAUUUAAUUUCCGAGUCACAUUUUUGGAGCAUCGGGAAAUGGUGUCAGUGACAGGGUUGAUGGUUCAUGUUGUUCGACAGUGUUCUGCUUUACAGAUGGGUUCUCAAACUAGCCGCAAAAAAAAGAGGAAAUGACUAAAUGAACUCAAACAGCAAGAGAAGAGUAACUUUGCAUUAAAUGGGACAGGCUGAGAUAUCCAUGCAUGAGGAGGUUGAACAUACAUGGUGGGAUGGUAGUUGUUCUCUCAGAUGGAUGAUUAUAAUGCAGAGAGACUUUUUCACUUGAACUUAACAUACACCUCUGUUUCUGCAGUAAACAGGGAAGUGUCAUGCUUUGGCUCUUUGGAGCAGGCCUACUGUUGUUGUUGGCAUCUGAUCAGAUUGGUGUGUUCUGUCGUGCAGACAGAGCUCUGGUGUGUUGUUAGGAUAUUUGGCUAUAAUAAUAUUUGGCUUCAUUUUGCACUGUGACAUAGUGCACGUAUCUGCAAGAGCACAAGGUGAUAUGUGUUUGUGAGUGGUUUCUGGUGCUGCCGAGCAUUCAUGGCGAGAGUGCACACCCCUGGAGUUGAACCCGAGCUUGUCUGGACAUUUUUGUAACUUGCUGACUUCAGUGUCUUCUCGACUGGGGCACAUCCACAUACUUUUAUUUACCGACACAGAAAAGUCUCACUUCCCUUUACAAACUCUGUUGCAUGUGUUUGAUACCAAUAUGGCUGCCUUCCUCUAAGGACUAGACUUCAAGGUGCAGCUUUAAGACUGAAUUUAGAGGGUUUGUUUUCCUUCAGCUGACACUGAUGAGUGAUGGAGGAAAAAAUGGCCAUCUGAGACUCUCUUCAUUGAUGAAUGGUUUGGUUGUCUAGGGUACACUGAGUAGAUGAAUUGGACAAACUCCCAUUGUGGCUGACGUGCUUCCAUCUGUAUGUUGCAUGUGGUGGAUUCUUCAUAAUAAAGGGGGAAGUCCAAUCUUGUCUUCCUUUUUUUGCAAUAAGACUGCUACAUCUAUGUAAGUGUGAUCUUGACUCUUUAUUAGGCCAACUGGAAAACCCGGUUUGUUGUAUCCAAGCUUUAGCUGAGUAGGAUUUCAGCCUGAACACGGCCAACAAAAAGGUUAGCCCACGCAUGUAACUAUAACCAGUAAUUACAGAAAGUGCUGACUGUCAAAUGUGAAAAUGCGUAAGCGGGACAGUGAGGUUUUCAUUCAGUAAUUUCAUGUCAUGGAUCCAACACAAACUUGGUCACCAGGGCUGUCAUCCCAAAGCCCAAAAGAGGAGCUGUGUUGUUUCAGCACACAAAAGAAAGCCCCCCCCUUGUGCGGGUAAUUACAGAGCAGAACUGUCACAGACCUGCUAUUAUUAAAGAGCCAUGCAACUUCCAGCACUUAAGGGCUUAUGUGAAUUUUUGCUAACCCCUGCACAUUUCCCCCCCUUUAGGCAGCUUUGGGGACGGACGGGUUUUUUGAAUACCCAACGGGGGCAGCCCGGUUUCUGUUGCGGCUGUUUGAGCACACAUACGGUUGACAAUGAUUGAUUAUUUGUUGCUCUGUUGGAUGUUGCAAGAAUCAGCAACUGUACCCCUCUCUUUGGACGGUCAGAUACAGACAUUAACAGCUGAUUAUGGUCAUUUUGUACUGUUCACACUUGGGUCUUCAAGAAAAAAUACAGGACAGAGUGCUGCUGAGGACCUACCUGAAGCUUCUCAAUUGUUAUGUAAUCAUGGGAUUAUGAAAUAACUGUUUAGGGAUGCAGCACUUGCAUUCCUGUUUCCCCAACAGUGUAAGCACUAUAUAGCCCUCAGGUUAAAAGUGAUUCUCAGGGGCGCCUCAGUGCCGUUUCAGCUCAUCAGUACCACUGCAGAUACCAUCAACGUAUCAUAGACGGAAGGAUGUGGUGGAAGAAAUAGAGAUAACACAUGACACACAUCCUGUGGUCCCUUGGCUUAGACUCUUAUAACUUCUAUUUAACACUGUACAUGUUGUCCCUAUCAAUCUAUGAUUAAGUUAGUUUUUAACUUGUACUUAGUUGUGGUCUCUUUUUUUCCCUCAGGCUGUGUCUGAUGCUGCAGGCCAAGGGGUCACAAUAACUGGCAGCAAAACCUUCAACAACUGGAACUGGCCUAACGCUGUUAUCUUCGCCGCCACUGUUAUCACCACGAUCGGUAAGUGAUGGAGCUGCUUUGGCACCUUCACCCAAGUAUUUAGGAGAAUGCGACUGAGUAAUGUUGAUGCAGUUUGAAACUUUGCACCUUGAAAGAUCAUUUGGUGCACUGUGGGUUAAGUUUGGAGGACAAACAUUUACUCUUCUUCCUGUAAAGCUGUACAAACAAAGUAAGGCAGUCAAACAACCUUUUUAAUUGCAUCACACCUCUCAGUUGUAGUAGCUGCUGAUUCUACAUUUGUAAUUCUGUAUUCAUGAUUCAGGGAUGACCAUUUGACCCAAGCCUCCCUCAGUCAGGUGCUCUGUACUCAACCUUCAAUUUAGUUUAGUCCCCAGAUCAGUUUCACAAUCCAAACUACAGCCCUGCCAACUAUUAUCAUGCAGUUGCUUGCUAACAUCAGUCUAUGAAAUGUUAGAUGUUGCUAAUGUUGGUUUUUCAUGGCUAUCCCCCUGACACCAAUGAUAAGCAGUGUAUAAGACACAGAUGAUUGGCUAAACACUGAGCAUAAGCCCUGAUAAUUAACCGUGGCUGCAGCAAAAUGCAGGAAGGCCUAAGAACUGAGGUGUGCUGAAAGGCCUUAAAAAAAGCAUGCAAUUGAUGUUGGACUGCAUCGAGCUCAAGACUGACAGGUGCAAACGAUUCAUUGUCACUGUCCUCCUCUGCAGGAUAUGGAAACAUUGCACCAAAGACACCAGAAGGGCGUGUAUUCUGCAUCUUCUAUGGGCUCUUCGGCGUGCCUCUGUGUCUCACCUGGAUCAGUGAGCUGGGGAAGUUCUUUGGUGGUCGAGCCAAACAUCUGGGACAGUUUCUAACCAAGAAAGGAUUCUCACUGGUAAGUUAAUACCAGCUUUUUUCUCUCCUCCUGGGAAAGUACCUGCAUAGCUCGGCGGUUUCUCACCUGGAGUUGUUUUGUCUUUUCUCUUUUCCAGAGAAAGUCUCAGUUUACAUGCACAGCCAUCUUUCUGCUCUGGGGGGUGCUUGUGCAUUUAGUCCUCCCACCAUUUGUGUUCAUGUCCCAGGAGGGUUGGAGUUACAUUGAAGGCUUGUACUUCUCAUUUGUCACCUUGACUACCAUUGGCUUUGGAGACUUGGUGGCAGGUAAGAUAACAUAUGUAUUGAAGCAUUUGAUUGAACCAAAUCAGAAGUAAACACAAACAUUAUAGUCCACAUCUCUGAUAUCUCUGAUUGAACCAAUCUCUACAAAGAAAGAUGGAGCUGUGAUGGUCUCUUACCUUUGCCUUUGUCCUCACAGGUGUGGAUCCUAAUACAAACUACCCCACAUUGUACCGUUACUUUGUGGAAGUGUGGAUCUACCUGGGGUUGGCCUGGCUUUCGUUGUUCUUCAACUGGAAAGUGCGAAUGGUGAUCGAGGCCCACAAGGCGCUGAAGAAACGCCGUAAGCUCCGUAAACUAUCCCUCGAAGAGCUCCGGCACUACAAAGAGUCUCACAAAGCUUCUCUCCGUUUGCCGCCCACUCCUAAUGAUGUCAACAUCUUCAGCUUUUUGUCCAAGAAGCAGGAAGGCUACAACGAUCUGAUUAAGCAGAUCGGCACGAAACGAGACAGCAGAGUUGCAAACAGUGGUUCCAUUACCACCAACAAAACCAAGGAUAUCAAUCGUUCCAAGAGCUGCAAUGAUGCGCCCAUGUAUAAUGGUCACACCAUCCUCAGUCUGGACCGCUCACCACGACAAAAGAGGCGCUAUAGCUUCAGUGACCGCGUCACUGUGGCUUUUUCCAAGUCCAAGAACUACCUUCUGGGCACGGACAAUGGUUUGCUGCUAACAGAGGACCAAGUCGAGGGUGAUCUAGAACUGGACCAGAACCAAAUGUUUGAAAACCAGCUGGACAAGGACGUAGAUCUGGAGAAUGGAGGUGUGGGAGAUUGUGGGGCAGGUGGUCGAAGGACAUGGGACUCCAAAGACUAUCAUCCUCUGACCAUCCAAAAUGCAAACAUAACGUUUAUAGAUGAGGAGAACUUCCUCAGUAAUAACUUAGAGGACGCAGAGGAGGAGGGGGAUGACGAUGGUGAUUCUCAAGCAAAGCUCUCCAUCACUACAUGUGAUGAAAACAUUGAAACAAACUCAAAAGAAGAGCCCAGCUCUGAAUCUGAAGAGUCUGUGUUCACUAGUGACAGUUCAGAGCACAGCCACUCCUAUGAGAAACUGGUGGAGGAAUAUGCAAAGGAAGAAAACACAGACUCCUGAUCUUUGCUCAGUGCCUGGAUUUGUUUUGAAGUUAGCUAAUGUGAAUUGUUUGAAUAUAUCAGCUGUCCCUUUGCACUGUUGGGGGUCUGAUAAUGAAAGACUGCGAAGCCUUGAUCAAAUUUCAAAUGAAUGUUCUUUUCGUAGCCAAGAAAUGAAAAUCUACAUCGCUUUUAGUAUUUUUAUGUUUCCUAUCAACUCUUGAACAAAAUUUCAGAUGAAAUGGAUUAAUGAGCAAAGUAUAAAACCCAAUGAGUAUUUUACAACUGCUCUAUUUAUAACUUUUUAUACGAUUUUGAGAAACUUAACUGCCACACAUUAGUCAUUUCCAAACCAAUGACUGUUUUCCAUAAGUGCUUAUUUUCUGCUCAUUGAUUAAGAAGAAAUAAUGAGUGAGAGAGUUUGUUUUGCUGUAGUUUCUUCAUGCAUAUUCACCAUAUUGGUGUUUUUAUAGUAUUUUUAAAAUGAAGGACACAACAGCCUUUUUAUUAACUGGCUUUGUAGGUUCAUAUGCCUCCAUUGCACAAGUCAUCCAGAAGCGGUUUAAAGCCCGGUUUCAGUUCGGCAUCUUUUAAACCUGAGCCAUUUGUCCCUAAAGAAAACAAAGGGGGAUUUAAGAGCUAGGCGUCCCUCUUUUCAUUUCAUUUGUUGAUUGUAUGAAGUCUUAAAUAUCUUCUGUCUUAGAUUGCUGUUUAUUUUGGCUGUAAGUGAUAUAAUUGUGAGGGCACAAGGGGUCAUAUGUGAUGCAGAGGCAACAACAGGGAUUAAAGAACCAGCUGAGAGUAAACUUAACAUAUCAUUAGUAUUCACUGAGAAGAUUACUUUCAAACUUUGCUCUCAAAACAAGUUUGUCUGCCAUCUUCCAAGAUUUCUUGACUUUUAUGAAAAAAAUGAAACUACCAUUGUGACGGCACAGAUGCUCUCCAGAAUACAAACUAGCCCAGCUGACACAUGCUCGGUUGUUUUUUCUUCUGCUGGCAGCAUUCAAAGAGUCCAUCUGGGGCUCCCUUAACAUGACGGUGCAUAAUGGGAAAGUCGCCUUUCACAGCGCCAAUAUUCUCACAUUCGGUCACUUUCUUUUUCACCCUUUCACUUCAUUGUGUUUGCCAUGUAAAUAUUGGCUCGCAGCCCAUCAGUAGCCACAAAAACAAGGCUCCGCUCAGGACGUGGCCUUACUGCUCAUGUUUGCCUUUGGGGGCUCGCUCUGGCACGAAUGACUGAAGCACCUACCGCUCGUAACAAGCAGGCAGGGUUAUCUUUGAGCGGAUCAAUACUCUCUUGACGUAGGUUUAAGUAAUCAGACAUGGUGUCAUCAGUAUUGGUUCCAUUUACUGUGCAGUAUUGCCUCCUUUUUACACAUGAACUCACAACUGUAAAACUAGAGGGACCAAAGUAUCACAUUCAAAGCUUUCCACACUCUAACAGGAUCCUUCCUGACCACUCACUGCCUUUUUGCAUGCAUUCACUUGCACACAAAUGUGUAAAACAGUGUCACUUUGAACAGUGAGAUGGCAGUGUUUGCAGAUUUGAUUAAAGAGCACAUGUCUCUCUUUGAAGCCAGUCAGAUUAAAUAAUGUUGGUGCAAUAUUUGUGCCUUACAGGUGACUACAGUAAGUUAAAAGGCCUUCAAUCUGCUGGAAAACAGAGGAUAUCCAGUAUAAUACCACAAUAAUGAAGAGUGCAUGUAAUGACUCACAUUAGAGUUGAGACUUAAACACAGGCUGCUUUUAUUCUCUCCUUCUUCCUCUUGUGUUUUUUUCACUACAGUGAACAUUUCCGUCUUUCUCUCCUUUUCAUUAUCCUUCCCUGAUGUGCAAGUGUAACACUGAUGUACAGCCACGGUACUUGUACGGACUGAAUUUCAAGCAUGUUUCUGGAUAAUUAGGUAGCAACAGGUUAGGCUGGUUCGACCCAUUGUCCCAAGUUCUUCUCAAAUGUUGCUCCAUUGUGUAAAAAAAAACUCCAUUGUAGUUGUUUUAAAUGUCUUUUUUAUGAUUAAAUUAUUCAUGUUUGUCAAAGUUUGUAUAUGAAUCCCAAACAAAACUGUAUAUUUCAUGUAAAUAAACAUUUAAUAAAAAUGACGGCUGGUUGUAUUUCUUAUGUAUUUCAUGCAUGUUCUGGCAGCUGCAGAUAAAUAUGCUUAUUGACAUGCUAAGAUCAUGGCUCUGCAUGCACAGACGUGUUCAACAUGGUUGCAUCCAACCCCUUUGUCCUACUAAAGUUUUUAGAGUCUCACACGUGACUUUUAGGCUUGACUUUAUGCCUUAUUGCACACUGCAUUUUUGUGCUGAUAGCUUUUCAAUAAACUUGAAUGUCCUUUAAAAGUUCAUUAGUUCCAAUAGUUUGAGAAUCAAGGUCCAGUGUAAAGUUCACACAGACGAUUUGGGGUGCAACAUCAUCUUCUGUGUUUUAUCAAGUCCAGAGUCAAUAAAGCCUGGAUGUCUACCUUCAUGGAGAUACCGAUUUACAUUUCCAUCAGGACCUUGCACUUGCCCACAGCGCCAAAACUACCAGAAACUGAUUGCGAACUUCACUGUGCUCAAUUCUUCCUAGUGGACAUAACUGUAAUUGGUCCUUUGUGUUUUAAGCUGAAGCUUCUAAAUACUCUGAGGUAGUCGCUGCCCUAAUUCAGUGUUUUUGCAGAAUUUGCCCAUUCAAACAUUCAUCAUGGUGACAUCUGGCACUGCUCAUUGUGCACACAAACCUCAAGGUCACUCUGUCAGACGAGCGAACCGCCCUGCAGACAGAGUAGAAGUCCUUUAAGCCACACUGGUUGUAAAAACAACCCUGUGAAACAAACAAUGUGCAAUUUUCUGCACCAUCACAGUAAAGCUGUGCAUAUGAAAUCUGCUUUGUUAAUAGUUAACCCAACAAUUUAUGUUAGAUUAUCACGAACUGGAGUGGACUGGAGUGUGGGUGUAUUUUAAUCUACGCAGAUGGAGCCAGCGGGCUGUUGACGUGUCCUUAUCUGGUAAAAAGGCACGAGAUUACCGUAGCUCAUGCAGAACAGUAAGCUGUUUUUAAAGACAACUUCACCCUUGUUAACUUAAGAUUUAUAUGCAUGUUAAAAAAAAAGUGGGGCAGGUACUCUGAUUUCCUCUGAAAUGUUGUUUUGGUGUUGUUGACUCUCGCUCAGGUGGCAUGUGAUUCUCUAUUAAAACUGUAAAAUGUAAACAGACUUUAAUCCUUCUUCAUCAGUGUUUGACCAAAACAGCACGUGUCCAAGAAGUUUGAAGUUUUGAAAAGUAGGUCGAUGAUGGUCACCGAAACAAGGUGAAGAGGACAUCUAACUGAGAAAAUCUGCUGAAGAUGGAGGAAAGCAGCAUGUCUCCUGUUACUGCGGGAUUUCUGUCAAACACAGAUCAACCCUCUUUUAAUGUUUUCACAGACACCUCAAUCUGAACUGUCAAGUGUUUUCAUACCCAGAAAUGAUGAUUAUCAUGAGUCAUUUCAUUGAAUUAGUCCAAUAUUCCCUCAGUUUUCUUACUUUAUGUAUAAUAUAAGACAUAUUUCUAAUUGACCUGUACAAUGACGAAUAAGAAACACAUACAGAGACAUAAGGUAAACAAUUGUGCGUCACAGCAAACUUUGGUGCCUUUUUAUGACAAAUCAGAAGGAAAUUACAAAAGCAAGGAAAAAUAAACCAGCAAAGACCAAACUUAAGUUUUCUCUCUGUUUUUGUUGUCUAACUUUGAAGCUGUAGCUGCAUUUAUAAAGGUAGUGAGAGCCAAUUAUCCAGAUAUGAUAUUUUAUGCACUACUGAGAAAUGACUAUUUUAAAGAUUUUGACUAUGAAACUGUUAUGCUAAGGUAAAUAAAAUCAGAAUUUAAUGGGUGUAAAAAUGAUGAUAAAGUCAAAAUAUAAUAAGAAUUAAUUAGUUUUAAUAAUGUCAUAAUGUUCCAAACAUAAAGUCCUUAUGUUGAGGUCAAAAUCAACAGGUCUAGAUCUGCUGACGGUGUUUGCUGUCUGUGUCAAAUUCAAUCAAAUAAGAGCAAAUACAAGGCACAGAGAACAUAUUGCUGGCUAAUCAUUUUACUAUCUUUAUCAUAAAAUCACAUUCAAUAAAGCACACAUGAAGCACACAGUAUCUAAAGGUACAUUCUCAAGAAAUUGACAUAUUAAGAGGCUGUUUUUUUUUUAUUUUCUAAUUUUAGAGUCAUACACCGGUGUGAGGGGGUAGGUGGAAGCAAAGCAGAGACUCCUGUCAGGGAACUUCCAGUUUGUGUCAAUUUUGGCGCCCCCUGUGGACAAAGCAGUCCUCCGAUUUCAGGGGUUAAAAAUCACUGUACAAAAAUGGGCGAUCUUGUUGCUGCUGGUCUUGUUUUCCCCUGUGUGUCAUUAAAAAAGCAUUAUCAAGGCACAAAGACAGCCUACCUGGUAAGCGCGUCCCGCAUACUCUGGAUCCCAUAGCAGUCGUGGUUUCAAGUCCCAGCCAUGACCAUUUGUUGCAUGUCAUCCUGUUUCUCUUUCCACUAUCCUUUCAUCUAAGGCAAAAAACACCCCCCAAAAAUUACUUGGGGGUGAUAAUCAGCAUUAUCAUGUGCUGUGCCACAGUUGUUAAAUGCCUAUUGUUUUUUUAUGGAAAUGCUUAAAAAUUGACAUGAGUGCAACAAAUAAAAUUAUAUGAAAUUUCAGCUACUUUCAUGAUUGUCAAAAAAACUCCCUACAGGAGCUUUAAAUUCAAGGCCUCUCACGUGUUAUACAGAAUAACUCAGGAUUAUUACAGUUGAUUUAUGAGCAUGAACUUUGCAAUGUGUCUGUAUGUGACCUCAGGGUAAACUGUGCAGCUGCAGGGUAUUGGUCAAGAGAAAUAAUCUCUGCCCCACAAGAUGCCAGUGAUAUGAGUGAAUUAAUAUUGCGCUUGGCAUGCAAGGAGGAGUUAAAUGAAUAACGGUAGUCAGAAAUGGGUUACUGCAAGCCAAACGUCACAGUGGAGAGGGGCAUGUGAGGCAAGUCUAAUCAUGAAAAACACAGCACUACUCUGGCUUCAAAAUAAAGAAAGUCCUAAAGAUGCCUUCAGGACAGUGAAAAUUGGCAUUUGGUCUCUGGCGAGUCUCAUUCUCCUUCUAUGAUGGAACUGAAAGGAUUGAUUCAGAUCCCAGGCUGUCUGUAUAGUUUGAGCCUUGUUUCGUGGUUGCAGUGCUUUUACGCUCAUUUACAAUAACCACAGGUGAAAAGAGGAUCAGAGAGUCUCGUGUCUUCAGUUUCACAGAGCUCACACUUUGCA